GAUUUUGGUUUGGACAAGAAUUUGUCAGAGAAACUGAUGGAGUUCGAGAGCUUAGAGCCUGGACUAAGGGGAGCGUUAGAAAAGAUAAACGGAAGCGACAGUAGAUUAGGCCAGGAUAUUGAUGGCACUCUGUCUUUGAAGUCAACAGCCAGAGAUGAUUCUCCAGGGGGCAAGAGUUCACCUUUAGACCUUGAUGCUGAGCAAAAGAAAAAAGCGGACGUGGUGGCCGUAACAGAUAAAAAGGUACCAGACCAGUUUCUGAAAGAAGAAGAGCUGCGUAUUUCAGCAAACAAUGAGAAGGCUCUUCGAGACCUAAAAGACAAACUGAACAGAGAACUUGAGGAUGCAAAGCUUGAACUUCUAGAGGAUAAAGUCAGGAGACUGAAAAAGCUGCAAGACGAUAUAAAAAAGGAGACAGAUGACGAAGAGAAGAGGCUGAGAACUCAAAAGAGAGAAGCUGUUAAUCAAUUACAAGCAGAGCUAGAGUCAGUUCACCAGCAAGAGAUGGACCAUCUGACAAAGACCCAGCAACUAGACUUAGAAAAGCUUCAGCAUGAACACAGGUCAGCCUGCUCUAAAGAGGAGGCUGUGCUACGGGAGCAGAUGGACAAGGCACUUCAAAAACUAAGGGACGAAGUUGGAUCAUUACAAAUGGAGGAGCAGGAGAAGUUGGAGGAAGAAAAGAAGAAAGCACUAGAGAGACUGUACAAGCAGCAAAUGGCAAAAUUAAAGGAAGAGCUGAGUAAGCUGCAAGAAGAGGAGAAGGACAAAGUGGAGAAGGAGAUGGAAGUGGCUAGAAAGAGGCAGAAAGCUGUUGAUGACUUAGACAGAGGGCUGGAUGAAGUUCUAAUUGAACGCAGACAGGCACUCAAGCAAGAGCACCAAGAGCAACUAAAUAAACUUCGCAAAGAGCACGAAGAGCAGUUACGAAAGUUACAAGAGGAAUCCAAAGAAAAGAUUCAAGCUGAAAAUCAAAGACUGCUCAGAGAGCUGGAGUCCGAAAAGUCUGAGCUGCAGCGAAAAUACAACAAGGAUGUGGAGGAAAUGAGGAAAAAUUUUCAGAUCAAGAAGGAGAGUUUGAAGGAUCAACUGGAUGAUGAGGAGGAGGAGAUGAGAGAAAAGAAAGCAGAGAUUGAAAGAAGAUCGGCCUUUGUGGAGCAGUCACUUAAAGCUAUAGAGGCUCAGGAAAAGAAACUUGAAGAGAGAAGGAAGAAGUUGGCUGCUGACAAGGAAAAACUGGAGCAAGACAGUGAUGAAGUGCUGGCUUCAAAGGUGUCAUCCCUGAAUGUUGCCGAAUUACAGAGAAUGCAAGAAGAAAAGAAGCAGUUACUACAAGAACUGAGAGAGGAACAAAGUCAGCUUGAAAAGGUCAGACAGGAACGGAAAGCUCUCGAAGGAGAUGUAAUAAGGCUCAAGAUGGCAAGAGAGCAGCACAGUAAAAAAUUAUCCGAGAUGAGAGAAAGAGUGGAGAAGAAGAUCACAGAAUUUGAAGGACUGCAGCAACGGUUUAUUCAGGAAGUUGAGAAGCAAAGCUCUGAAGCUUUAAGAGCAGAUCCCUCUAGAGUAAAUGCAUCUGCAGCACCAUCUUCUACUAUGCUUACUUUAGGUGAUCUUCAGAUCAAUGCCUUCUCCAGUCCUACUCACCUACCGGGAUUUGCAAGUGAUGAUGAUGAUGGUGGAGACAAUUAUUUGGCAGCCGUCCAGCAUGUGCCUUUAAAAAAAAAACCAACUGUGUCCUGGCAAGAUGUCCUAGCAGCUGAUGAUGAUUGGCUGGAACCUAGCAUCCCUGGUACAGAAAGAAGGGGCAUGAAGGAGCACCUGAAGAGUGAAGUUGAGACCAUUGCUAGAGCCAAGGCUUUUCUGCGCAAGCAAAGAAGGGCACUGAAACAGAGGCAGUCAACUCUGGCUGCUGCUAAAGAAGAAUUUCUGAAGGACAAGAGAAAACUGCAGCAAGGAAAUAUCUCAGACAGGGGCGCCAGACUUCUGGAUGAGGUCAGACAGUCCCUGGAGACAGAGAAGUACCAGAUUGAUGCUCUCCAGACACAGGUCAACUCUGGGUCAGUGCUGCUGAAGCAGAAGGAGGAAAAACUGCAGCAGCUGGAAGAUUUAGCCAAGGAGAGUGAAAAUGAAAGGGAUUCAGAAUACUCCCCCUUUGGUCGGCCAUGGCAGAGAGUGAAGAUUCCCAAUCUUGACCUUAGUGAUGAUGAAAGUAGCGGUGUGAGCAGUUCAAGUGCUAGUCUGGACAAUUUCCUUUUAGGUCGCAACAGUCAUUUGCCAGCUCCAUCUUAUCCUGUAUCUGGUACUGGCAUUGGUACUGAAGACCUUUCCAGUGCCCUUCACAAAAUCAACUCUGAACUCUCUCGUGUUCUUAACUUGAUAGACAAGGAAGAAAAUAUCACCAAUAGGAACUCUCAUGCUUCACCAUCUCAUCAUCAUUACAUGGGUCUUCCAGUGGGGGUUCAGUGGACCCCACACCCACCUCAGGGACCACCACCUAAAGAUUAUUCCUCAUUGAUCUACACAGCCGAACAGUCACUGGAGCGGAAGUGGAGGAAAUAUUUUGGAGACCGAAGGCCUGCCUUUACAGCCGGACCAUCAUAUCUCACGUCUGCUCAUGGUUACGGACAUGUUCUGACUUCUAGAGAUAGCCAUCACAGAAUCAGCAUUGCAGAACCCCGUCCAUUUGUAGCAUCCAUACAGUCACAGCUUGCAGAGCAGAAAGAAUGGCUGAAUCAGCGACACCAGAGAACUGAACAUUUAGUCUCUCCUCAUUUCUCGGCUCAGAGAUGGGAGUCUAGCUCUGUCCACAGCACAGGGCGACAUUCAACAGCGUCUCCUAGACCUGAGCCCAGUAUCAGACUUGAACUCGACAGUAACAACGAAAUACGUGUGCGGCAUUUGUGA
This is a messenger RNA of Candidula unifasciata, 2904 nucleotides long. The record is from the annotation of a GenBank genome assembly. Lineage: Eukaryota; Metazoa; Mollusca; Gastropoda; Stylommatophora; Geomitridae.